This is a messenger RNA of Lizanozyma spartinae, 1608 nucleotides long. RefSeq lists its product as uncharacterized. The transcript has a single exon. NCBI's taxonomy places the organism in Eukaryota, Fungi, Ascomycota, Pichiomycetes, Serinales, Debaryomycetaceae. The coding region runs from base 1 to 1608 and encodes 535 amino acids. The record is from RefSeq and is a predicted model, not a curated record.
AUGUCUAACAUUACGUUGCAAGUGUCAUACGGUCAUUUAACCAAGAAGAUAACAUGUUUGAAGACUCAAACGGUGAAUCAGGCUACAGGAAUGGCGAUGGACAAGUUUCUGUUGAAUCAAAGUGAAUUGGAGGGUAAGCUUUUGUACCAGAGGAAAGUAUUGGAUACUUCCUUACCCUUACGAUUCACUAACGUGAUUAAUAAUAGUAAAGUUGAACUACAAGUAAAAGAAGUCUCUAAUAAGACGGUAUCUGCCAGUGCUGGGGGUUCUAAAGUUGAUAUAAAGUUAAUAGUAGCUGGUGUGCCUACGGCUAGACCACAAUACUUGUUGAAAGAUAUAGACACAAGUCUUCUGUUGAGUCAAGUUGUACAAGAGUUUGAAAAGGCCAAUUCUGGUUUGAAAUUGCCAUUAACAGAGUCACAAACGAAUGAUAUUAAGAUUGAAAUGAUCCUUGUUGAUCAAAAAAUCCCCUUGUCGCAGUUCAAUUCUACUGUACUUGGUACGGUGAUUGGCUCAGGAGUUAAGAAUUUUGUAGUAAGAUUGAAUUACUCCAAUAAUGAAGGUGCUGCUGAACGAGAACUUCAUCAGCAGCAAAUUGUUCGGACACAAUUAGAACAACAGAGACAGACUAAUGUCAAACGGAUGGAAGAAGAACAUCUUCACCGAGAACAAUUAAAAGAGGAGUUGAAACGGCAAAAGUUACUUGAAAGGCAAAGGGAAGAGGCACAGGAGAAAGAGAAUCGUAUGGAAUUAGACCCGAAUGUAUUGCCAGUCGAUAAAAAUACUAUUCAUAAUGAGUCUCGGAUAGUCCGUCGGAACAGCGGCAGCGAACAGGAACAAAGCGCAAGUGUCAAUGCAAGUGAAAAUGAAAGCGCAAUAAAUACGAGGCUUAUUGAUGACGCCCUACAACUUAAUAUAGAGAGUGAUACUCAAUUGUAUAAGCCUGGAAAUCAUCCAACGACACUUUAUGAGAAUCCAGAUGAUGACUAUGAGAUGACUGUGAGUCAAGCUAAACAAUAUUACAGAAUGGUUCAACAAAAAGGUAAUGCAAAGCCUGCCAAAAUUCCUAAACCGGUAACGCAUUACAGUAUACGGUUAAGAUUCCCCGACCGGAAUAUUAUACAAUUCAAUUAUGAACAAAAGGAACUAUCAAAUUUGAAGUUGGGGACUUUAUUAAAGAGAAUUGAUCAAAUAUUAUUACCGGAAUAUGUCAAUCAUUACAUAAUAAAGUUCCCGGAACCACCAUUCAAAGUCUUAUCAUUUACAUUUGACACAAAUAAUAAACUAUUAUUGGAGUUCCCAGAAUUUCAAACUGAACGUAUCUUAUUACUUUGGGAACUUAAAGAUACCUCUUUAUCACGUAAGGGGCCAUUUGUUAAAGAAGAAUCUAUUGCUACUAUCAAGAAUUCCAAUGAAAGGGCCGAGAUUGUCAUUGAAGAAAAUAGAUCGUUAUUACCAGACGAUGAAGUUGAUGAUAAUAAUAAGAAAAAGACUACCACCAAUUCUUUUGAAUCUAAUUCAUCAUCUACUUUCAAUUCCACCAAAAACCCCAAAGAUGAGAAUGUCAAUGAUAGAGUCCCUCGUUGGAUGAAAUUAAAUAGAAAAUAA